UGUUAGAUCUUGCACAGAUCUUGGGUCUGUGCCACAGUCUCUGCUAGUUUGAAUAGCAAUCUGAUUUUCUUGCUUUAUAUCUGCCAUUUUCCUGCUGGAGUCGAGAGAGGGCGCGAUUCGUGACGUCAGUUUGUCACGUGACGUUAUCAUGGGUGAACUCAGCUAGGAUGUUCACAUUACGGAAUUUGUCAUCAAAUUCUAAGCCUUUCCAGAGCUGCAAGUGCAGAGGGUGCUGCGCUUUCUAGGAUUAAUUGGAUAAAGUCGUGACACUGUGAUAAAUCUUUUCAAAACUAGCCUGAACUAUGUCUGUAGACAGCAGUACAACCAAGCUUUAUUCUCAGUUAAGUGUGACUGUUGAAGGGUGUAAACUGAAUAGUGGUGGAGCCUUCUUCAAGCCUAGUCCGUUCACAGAGAUCAGUGUAGAUGGACAAACUCCUGUGAAAACGGACAUUGUUAAAAAGACAUGGACACCACCUUGGGAUGAAAACAUCACAGUUCUUGUCACACCAUACUCGAACAUAGACUUCAAGGUUCUUGACUACAAACAGUUGCGAGCCAACAUUCUUCUGGGCCACACCAGCCUAGCACUGCAUAAGAUUCUGCAGGAACACAAUGGUGUCGUGACUCACCUGAAGCUGGAUCUGGAGAUGUCAUCGACGGGCAAGGGGCAAGGCGGAGUGUUGACCGUGGUGCUUGAUGGCAUGAGAGUGAAUAUGGACCAGUUUCCAGUGCAGCCCACGCAGAACGGACCGGCUUCAGAGUCAGUGUCUGAACGCCUAACAGACUCUUCACCAGAGAGAGGCGCCGGCGCGCGGCCACGCAGCCAGUCAACACCACAGGCGGCAGCGGAGGCUGCUGCUGGAGGUAGCUCUAGGCGCAGAGCCCCACCGCCACCCCGCCCCGCCGCGCCACCUAGGGCAACCAAUGGUAGUUCUAACGCUGUCCUCGCGUCGUCUGCACAUGGACUGACUCCUCCUGCAGCUGCCUCGUCGGCGCGCACCGGCCCCACGUCGACCACCACCACCACCACCACCACCACCACCACGACCCCCACUCGACCCGCAAACUCUCCCCCGUACCCGGCGGCAGGGCAUGAGGCGGCCAUCCCGCAGCCGGGGGAUCCCGGCCAGACAGAUGAGGACCCGCUGCCUCCGGGGUGGGAGGUGAGGCACGACCAGUACGGCAGGAGGUACUAUGUCGACCACAGCACGCGCAGCACGACGUGGGAGAGGCCACAGCCGCUGCCUGAAGGCUGGAGAGCGACGCGACCAGCGCCGGCCGCAUAUUCACUUACGGUCGAUCACAAGCACGGGCGGAUCGACAAACAUGGCAGCCAAGAGAAAUGUAGAAGCCAGACGGCAGACAUUCGUGGAAGUGAUGGCUUUGGGCCAUUGCUUGAAGGCUGGGAAAAGAGAGUGGAAGCAAAUGGACGUGUAUACUAUGUGAAUCACAAAAACAGAACCACCCAGUGGGAGGAUCCGCGAACUCAAGGAGCUAUACAAGAAGAGCCCCUGCCGGAUGGUUGGGAAAUGAGAUUCACGCUGGAUGGAGUGCGAUAUUUUGUGGAUCACAACGGACGCCUCACCACAUUCCAGGAUCCCCGGCCGGGCGCUGCCAAAGGGCCAAAAGGAGUGUACGGUGUGCCAAUAGCAUACGAACGAAGCUUUAGGUGGAAACUUGGACAGUUCAGGUAUCUUUGCCAAGGUGCCAUUGCUUUCGCGCAGAUAAUGAGGUUCCAGCCGUACGACCUUCGCAGGAGACUCUACAUCAUAUUCCGCGGCGAGGAGGGACUUGAUUACGGAGGAGUCGCGAGCUCUGCGCUCGUCUGCUUGCAGCUGAUGCUGUGCGGCAUGCAGGACUUUGACAUCGACGACUGGCAGCGCAGCACCAUCUACCGUCACUACACGCGCACGAGCAAGCAGAUCGUCUGGUUCUGGCAGUACGUGCGCGAGCUCGACAACGAGAAGCGCGCGCGUCUGCUGCAGUUCGUCACCGGCACGUGCCGCGUGCCUGUCGGUGGAUUCGCCGAGCUUAUGGGAAGUAACGGCCCGCAGAAGUUCUGCAUCGAGAAGGUGGGGAAGGAGACGUGGCUUCCUCGCAGCCACACGUGCUUCAACCGCCUCGACCUGCCACCCUACAAGAGCUACGAGCAGCUGAAGGAGAAGCUCAACUUUGCGAUCGAGGAAACAGAGGGCUUCUAUCAGGAAUAGAGUGCAAAUAGUUGGUCUCUAACGAGUAAACGACGUGCAACAACGACGCACGUCAUUACAAAGCCCCGUGAUUGGGGAAUGUGUGGGGGGGGGGCGUUAUGGGAAAUGUGUGGUGGUCAUAGAGGGGGGGGGGGCAUUGUGUAUGCUGUUUCGACAUGGAGGUGUGGAACAUGAGUUGGGUGACUUGCUACUGGUUGUGACCCUAAGUGCUAAAGCAUCCUCAUCGUCCCUCAAUACCCCGUUCUGUACCUGGAUGUAUCUCGAUGCUAAUUACUUUCUACCACUCCUCAAUAUUGUCCUAUUGAAUACUAGUUUCCCACCCUCUGUCAUCAUUCCUGAGUAUCUUCUCCUGCCCCUCUAAACAUAUCUUAAUUCCACUUACUCUGCCUGACUCAACAUUUUCCCAAUGUCAUAUUUCCCAGCAUUCCUGCAUCAUCCUGCAGUAUCCUGUCCUGCCAGUCUAGACAUAUCUUAAUUCUUAAUGCUUUCAAUUGCCUUCAGUGUCAUUGGUGGCCCUCCUGCUAGGUCUGUAGUCCCCAGCAUACUCCCCUCGUUAGCCUGCACCCUAUGAUUUAACAUCAGUUCAGGUGUGAUAUGCUAUAUGACAUAUGCUACUUUCAGCAGUUUGAAUGUGUGACUAACGAAUAUAUACAUAUAUAUCCCCGUGAAGAAUUAUAUCAGAUCGAAUUUAUUGAUCGAAGAUCAGACGAUUUGCAAAUGCGAUCAAUAUAUCGUAGUUGUGGUAUUCAGAACGUGAGUAUAUAGUCAAUGUUGGCAGGCGCGAAGUACAGUCAAUGUAUUUUUGUCACGUUUACUCGUAAGCUUGUGCAGUGUUGCUCGCUACGUAAAACAGGUGGUUAUGGUGGAUGAAUAUAGUGGAUGAAUUACAAACAGAGAGGGGGAACCUCAAUCAUAACAAUGUGCAAACCAUAUUGUAGCUUCACUGGGUUCUGUUAACAAUAAUAGCUAGGAACCUGGGACUAGACGAAGAGAGAAGUAUGUAGGUAGGUAAUUGUAGUCAUUCAAUUCUUGUUUUUGCUCUCUUCCCUAUCUCAUCAGGCGAUGUGUUGAUUUAAACUGUGGAAGCCCUGUCAAAUCAUAAUAACAUAAUUUCAGAAUUAUUAUUCUUAAAUUAGUGCUCUACUGGAAAUCUGCCGUAUCUGUUGUUUUCUGAUAUACUCGGUUGUAUAUCACUAGUGUUGCUUGAUUUUGAGAUAAUCAUAGAGAAAUAAUUUUGCAACCAUGAGCUGCUUCGUAGAGCCUUUUAUCCUGUGUUAGUGAAUUCCUUCGAGAAACCAGUAUCAGGCUCUGUUGAAGUCGGUGUACACUCGUAUGUUUGUCGUUGCUUGCGUGAGAAAUGUGUAAAUUUUGUAAACAGCCACGAAGGAUGAAAGUAUGUAAGCGAGCAUGAAAGUGUGUGAGAGAGAGGGAGGGAGAGAGAUGGAGAGAUAGAGAGAUAGAGAGGGGGUGACUCAUUGAUAGACGACGGUUUACUCUUGGAGUAAAUAAGGCGAAUAUCGGUUUAGCACACCUCGGUUGUAUACGUUUUUUAAUCGCUUUGGCCUAGGUGAUAGGCGGCUGUUAAAAAUGUCUAGGCAGUGAUUUUAUUGAUUUAUAUAGGACAGCUAAAUUCUAAGAAGCCAAUAUUAUUUGUUCCAGACCUAUAGUAGACAAGCACGUAUACGCUGAAAAUUGUGGCCACCCGAUAUAAUGGAAGGCCCUGAAUUAGGGUUGAUGUUGAUUACUGUACAUGAUUUAUCUCCCCCUAAGAUGGAAUUGAAAAAUUAUGGGUUAUUGUUUGUGGAGUGAAAGCAUAUUUCAUCAUAACUGUGAUUUGUGCUAAUAGCAAUGGACAGUUGUAUGUAAUGGUAUGCAUCUAAAUUGAUAUGAAUAAAGUAUUUAUGAUCACUUAAA
This is a messenger RNA of Priapulus caudatus, 4124 nucleotides long. RefSeq names its product E3 ubiquitin-protein ligase Su(dx)-like. Gene Ontology annotation, biological process: ubiquitin-dependent protein catabolic process. The transcript has 16 exons. Gene Ontology annotation, molecular function: protein binding; ubiquitin protein ligase activity. NCBI's taxonomy places the organism in Eukaryota, Metazoa, Priapulida, Priapulimorpha, Priapulimorphida, Priapulidae. The record is from RefSeq and is a predicted model, not a curated record. Bases 303 to 2210 code for a protein of 635 amino acids.